Drosophila arizonae is the source of this 2697-nucleotide messenger RNA. RefSeq names its product leucine-rich repeat domain-containing protein reduced ocelli (gene rdo). Gene Ontology annotation, molecular function: protein binding. Lineage: Eukaryota; Metazoa; Arthropoda; Insecta; Diptera; Drosophilidae. Gene Ontology annotation, cellular component: plasma membrane. The record is from RefSeq and is a predicted model, not a curated record.
AUGCUUUUGAAGUGGCUGCUGUUCAGCCUGUGCAUAAUGCCGGCCAUGUUCAGCAAUACGAGCAGAAAGUGCCCCGUCGAAUGUAGCUGCAGCAUUGAUGAUAUGGACCGCUAUCAGGCCAUCUGCACAAAGGGUGGUUUGAGUUCGCUGCCAACAGCUAAUGUACUGGACAGCGAUGUGAAGGUGAUUAUAAUACGUGGACCACGCAACUCGAUAACAAUCGGACCGGCACUGCGGCAAUUUAUGCAGCUGCAAGUGCUGCGCAUCACCGACUCCAAUUUGCCAGCGAUUGGGGCCGAGUCCUUUUGGGGUCUUAAAUAUCUCCGGAUAUUAGAUCUAUCGAAGAAUAAUAUAACAAACAUCACGGAAAAUAACUUUCGUGGCCAGGAUAAUCUGCAUGAAUUGGAUUUAUCAAAAAAUAAAAUAUUGCGCAUGGCCAGCUCAACGUUUCGCCAUCUGAUGGAUCUGCGACGUCUUAAUUUGGCCGACAACUCAAUUGUGGAGCUCGUGCAGCGCAACUUCUUCAUGCUGACAAGACUGAAGUACCUGGACUUGAGCGGAAAUCCGUUGCAGGAUUUACAGCCGGAUGUAUUUCGCGAUGUGCCCGAACUAAAAGUACUCAAAUGCCGCAAUUGUCAGCUGAAAAAAAUCAAUCCGCAGUUGUACAAUUUAUUGCCACUUUUAAGCGAAUUGGAUUUGGGUCGCAACGAGUUCAAAUUCCUUGACAAGGAUGAAUUUCGCGACGUGAAGCGCCUCACCAAAGUUUUACUCGACGGCAAUCAAUUGUCUGUGGUCGUGGACCAACUCUUCCGCAUGCAGAAAAGUCUUAAUCACUUGGAUUUAUCGUACAAUCGGCUGGCCAAAGUGCCGAAUGAUUCGUUUCUGCAGCUCACCAAUCUCACAUUUCUGGAUCUCUCGUAUAAUAAGCUGGUGCGUCUGGAGCCGCAGUCUGUGCGGAGUUUGUCCAGCCUGAAGGUUCUGAAUAUUAGCGGGAAUCUGCUAAUGGAUUUGAGAGAUAUGCACGAAACUUUUGCUAUGAUACCGGACCUAACGCACUUGGCCAUUGCGGAUAUGGGCCCGCUGCCAGUGGGCCUGCUAUCGCCUUUCCGGCAACUGCGCUAUUUGAAUAUCUCGGGUAAUUCAUUGGAUAACAUGGCACUGCAGGUUAUCGAUCCCUGCCGUGAGCUAGAGUUUUUGGACUUAUCACGAAAUCAAUUAUACGGCAUCAACGCUGACACGGCAAUACGAAUUCAGAGCAUUCGCAAUGUGCGCCUGGAUAACAAUCCGCUCAUCUGCGAUGAGUGCCACAUGGGGAAAUUAAUAAAUGUCGUGCGACAACUGCAAUGGCAAUGGGACACAUAUCCCAUUUGCUUUCUGCCGAAGAGUUUGCGUGGCGCUCAAAUAAUUAAUUUGGACAUUGGCGGGCUUCACACGUGCCUCGAUUACAUCAGCGACGAGGAGCAGAAUGCCGCGAGCACUUCAUAUAACUUUCUUGAGCAUGGUGGCCUUAAUACCUUGGCUAUAUUGGGUGGCAUAAUUUUUGUGCUAAUUGCCGUUAUAAUAUUAUCGCUUGUGGCUUGCUUUUCGAAGAACCGCGCACGCUACUAUACCAGGGAGGAUCAUCUCAAUGGCAGCGACAGCAAAUGUUUGGAAAAGAACUUGGAGUCGGCUACAAUCACAACGCUCGGCAAUGGCAGCUCGCCGACGACAACCACCACACUGACGUUGGCCACAUCGCCGGCAGGGGGACCAGCAACGAAUGGCACAACAACAACCACAACAAAUGGCAAUACAAAUGGCCAAAUCCAGAGUCCAGCUAAUGGCAGCACGCCUUCACAUGCGGCCAUCGAUGCUGCCGGCAAGGAAAUCAACUUUACGUUUCCAAUUGACGAUCGUGUUUGCACCAUCGACGAGCUGGUGCUGCCACCGGCGCCGCCGCCCCCUGCCGUCGCCCAAGUGCACCAGCAGCCGAGCAUGGGGAGUCUAAUGUACAGCGUCUCGCAGUCGCCGAGCAGCASCAGCAGCUGUGGCACGGCUACGGCGCGUGCAGCAGCAGCGGCUGCCGCAACGGUCAUUCCACCGGGCGCACCGUCGCCAAUGCCGAUGCCAGUGCCGAUGCCGUUGGCUGGACCCGCUGACUCUGUGGUUGUGGUGCUGCCACCACCGCCGCCGCUGCCGCAGCAGCAGACGGGCAGUCUGGCCAGCCUGCGCGAGGUGCAGCAGCAGCUGGUGCAUUUGAGCAGCACGCUCGAGCCGCUGGUCAGCGUUAACUGACCCAGGGGCUUGGCAGCAACGGCCGCAACGGCCCCAACCGCAGCAUCAGCGGGUAAGUUGGCCAGCAAGCAAACGUUGAGCACGACAGCAACGUAAGCCACAGGAGAGUUGGCCCCACUCACAAUCCCAGCCGCAGUCGCAGUCGCAGUCGCAGUCGUAGCUGAAGCCAAUAGCAGCAAAUUUUCGUUCACUGUUGGCGUACGGGUCGUAUAAUUAAUGAGACGGCGCACUGAGCAUUGUUUUUGGGGUCGAAUUGAAGUAAUUAGGAUUUGGGUUUGCAAUUAAGUUCAUUAAUCACGGGCGCCCUGACGAGAACUAAGGCAACAACAAAUAUGAGCUGAGUCUUGACAGAGCCUGGUGAAAAUUUAUUAACGAACUAAGCAUAAGUUAAUUAGGAUAAGGAUAACAGUAAAAUGCAUUUCA